GCGAGAGUUCUCCGACUUCAGUCAACUGCAGUCUCCGGUUUGGUGAAGACGGUUUUAGCAAGUGUUUCUGUGCGCAUGCGCGCAUUUAACACUCUGAUUGCAAGAAAUAUUAUCUCCCUUGUGGUGUGUCAAAGUCACAAAAUAAUUCAUAUACUCUGUAUAAUCUUUUGGACUAUUUGAUAAAUCUGCCUUAUGCAUAAUGUGGUAAUCGCAUGUAAUUCAGCGCUAAGAAAGCCACCAGAUUGAGCGCCGGCUCUCAGAUUUAUUUUUGCCAGAGCGUUUUAUUUUCGUUUGGAGGCGCCUAUAAUCACUUUUGCUCCCUGCAAAUUCUCUAUUAUAUAUUUUUUUUGUCGUCGACGCGUAACAAACUGUUCAUAUCGAAUGACUGUGAGACAAAACUUUGGAUGAGUGAUAUUAUUAAUUAUUCUACGGAUUCGCACAUUUUUCCUUCCGUCUGGCAAAAACGCGCAAAAGUGCCGACGAAUGAGUCAUUUUGCCUUGCACACCCAACUAUUGAAAAAAAAAGAAGAAAUAGUGUAAUUUUUGUGGAGAAAUUUUUUGGGUAAAACAACCUGAAUUUUUAUCAUAGAGCUUAUCAAUUGUGUGGACAGAAAAGUGCUAUUCUUCUCACUUACUUUUUUUUUCGUCGACCAUUCACCAAACACGAUAAGUCACUAUCAGUGACGAGACUUGCGAGAUUGAUUGGUUGAUAAGGAUCUGCGAAAAUAAGCAAAAAUGGCCACUGUACUACUCGAGGCACGUCCAUAUCGCCCUUUCAAAUCCAGUGAGGAAUACCUCUACGCUAUGCGGGAAGAUUUAGCUGAAUGGCUAAAUACCAUGUAUCCGGAAUUGCGAAUAAAUGUGGACAACUUUAUGGAUCGUCUGGAUACAGGAGUGGCUCUCUGCAAACAUGCCAAUAAUGUACGGAGUGCAGCCGAAGAGUACCUGGCGAGACGACAGGCGCGAAAUAAGUCCAUGACAAAAUCAAUGACUUCAGGAUUGGCUGGACCCAUCCUGGCCAUGGGAAAUGUUCACUUUCUACCAGCAGCAAAGAGUGGGACCUUCUUCGCCCGCGACAAUGUUUCCAAUUUUAUUGCAUGGUGCCGAAAAAGCCUUCAAAUCUUUGAGUGCCUCCUAUUCGAAACGGACGACCUAAUAAUGCGAAAGAACGAGAAGCACGUGAUACUGUGCUUGUUGGAAGUGGCAAGACGUGGUGCUAAAUUCGGAAUGCUGGCUCCCAUGUUGGUUCAAAUGGAACGCCAGAUCGAUCGAGAGAUUGCGGCUGAUAACAAGGCGAUGGGAAUGUCAUCGGUGGGAUGUGGUACGCAAACAGAGAAUGGUGUCAAUUCAAUAUCAGUUGGCACGGAUGGAAACGAUAUGUUUGACUCAGACUCUGAGGAUGAGGAUGAAAACAGCGGACCAAUGUUGAUGUAUGGUCCACAGCCACAAAUUAUCACCAAUGACUUGAAGAGCCUGGAUGAGAUGGUUCGAGAUCUCGUGGAGAAAUGCACAUGUCCAUCGCAAUUUCCAAUGGUGAGAGUGUCAGAGGGCAAAUAUCGCAUUGGAGACACCAAAGUGCUCAUUUUCGUCCGGAUUCUCCGGUCUCAUGUGAUGGUGCGCGUGGGUGGCGGAUGGGACACCCUUUCUCACUACCUCGACAAGCAUGAUCCCUGCCGGUGCCGCGCACAGCAUCGAUCAUCUGUGGCAGCGCGCUUGAUCACGAGAACUAAUGCCGCAACCAACGGAAUAGAGCUUCAUCGUGCUCAAGUCUUUUACGAGAGAUCACCGCCAGUUGUUCGCAAGCAGGCCACAGCUAUCUCCAGUUCUGGCCAAGCACAGCAGCCAUCGCAUACACCGUCAAAUGGAUUCAUUAGCACAUUAUCGCCGCCCGGAGGGAAUCACAAUCGCAGCCGGAGUCCGACACCACAGAAGAAGAACUUGGUGGAGAAUUCACAGUCACCUGAAAAAUUCGUGGUGUCACCUGAGACCAGGCGAUCAAUGUCACCUGGGGCAAGGCGUCUUACGGACAUGCGGCGAAAGCAGACAUCGCUGGACUCGUGUCAAUCACCAGUGGGAACAGCAUCCCCGAUCAUUGAGCUGGAUGAUCAGAAAGACGAUACCAAAAGUGGAUCAGUGGAGAGCAGUGGGGGUAAUAGUGGGACGGAUUCGUCGGUGAAGUUUGAGAAUAUCAGCGACAACGGGAGUGAGAUCAGUGAUGAAGGUUACCGUAGUUUGGGACUCAUUCAGGGGACUAAUGGCAAUGGUGGAGUCUCGAAGAGGACAUCGCUCCACAGUCAAGUGUCGAAUGAAGACGCAGAGCUUAGUGCGCGUUUCGAUCAGGCAUCCAAUGACUCCCAAGUCUCCCCUAGUGAGGAACCCAGUACAAAGACAGCUGAAAGCAGCGAAUCUGCCACUGCCCCAGUUGCUGAUGAACUGGACACCAGGACACCAGCUACAACUCCCGAUGGACGCAAUAGCUUUGAGAAAUCGGGCAUUUUUAUCACCGAAGACGAGAUAACAGUAGACAUUGCCAGUGCAACUGGCCUCAGAAAGACUGGCUUUUCGGAUAAUCUCUAUGAUGAUGGUCAGAAGAAGCCUGUGAGUCGAAUUCCGCGAUCACCAAUGGCCACGAGGCGAAAGAGUGCUGAAAAUAGUGGUGAAAUUGUCACAGGAUUGCCUCUGGUAGCCAGAAAAACUCCAGUAUAUCGGAGUGUGAGGAAGACAACGCCAGUGAAGGAGACUACAGCCACAGAGAAGAAUACAUGGAAUGGGCGUGAGACGAAGAAGAGGUCAUCUUUGACAACAGAAACUUUUACACCACCUUCGAGAUCGGCCAGCAGCACAAGUCCGUUUCACAGGAAUUCAACGGGAACGAGGGUAUCUGGACAGUAUGAUAAGAAUGGACGUCGAAUGAAAUCGACAUCCCUUACGACAUCCCCAGUGAAGACUGCUACAUCACCAUUGGCACAGCAGAUCCUACAGGCGGCGGGUAGUGCUAAGAGUGAUUCGCAGAUUUUGGAGAAGAUGCGUCAGCUUCUGCUCAAGUAUGAGAGGGAAAAUAGUGUUACGGGUGAGUAUGAGAGUUUGGAUCUCACUACAGCAUGGGUAAAUAGCAAUGGAGCAUUGGAUCGUGCCGGAAGUGGCCCAACCAAGGUCACUGUAACAUCAAAGAAAUCCACUGGGUCUACAAUCUCGUCCACUGAGAGUGCCUCGGGUGUUGCAUCACCAACACCACGCCGUGAUCGUGGAAUCAGCCGAAUUCCGGCUCCUGUCAGACAGACCACAGAUCUCUACUGACCGAGAGUGUGUCACUGAUAAAGUGCCGGGGGUUGAAUAUUGGUUGAGAAGGAGAGAGAGAGAAAGAAGUUUAAAAGUUUUCUCUCAUUAGUCCGCACAAAAUGCCAUCCCGGAGGAGUUUGAGUGAAAAAACAAAAGGAAACUGAGAGCCGUCUGAAUCUGCCAAUGAUGGGUGAAAUCAAUUUCUUCCCGCAAGAAAUGCUCCAAAUUUAAUUGAAAAAAAAAGAAAAAGAAAAAGAGAAAAGCUGCAAUACCAGAAGCCGACAUUGGUAAAAGCCUAAAAGAUACUCCCUCGCACCUGCGCUGACCUUAUGAAAAUUCCAUUUUAUGCUGCAAAAAAAAUCCUUUUGUUUGCAAUUGAAGAAAUUUCACUGCUGGCAAAGUAGCAGCAACUGCUUAAGUUGUCUUUUGCUGAUAAUUAAAAAUCCCAUUGACCAUAAAGGCAGUCAAAAAUUGGUUCGUGUGCGAUUGCAAAUGAUAGUGAUCUUGACAUCUUGAUCGUGUAUUAUUUUCCCAAUGGUCGAGAUGAGGAGGAGGAGGAGGAGGUUUUUUUGGCGGCAAGUGGGCGCAGAAAAGAUACCGCCUGGAGGCGCAGAUCAUUAAAAAUAUAAGUAAGAAAAAGAAGUCACGUUAAUUGUGUGCUUUGCAAGGAGAGGAGAUGGUUAAUUUUUUGGCAUUUCUUCUAUAAGAGUUUAAAAAAAAGAAAAACUUGAUCAUACAAUGAUUUUUAUUAUAUCACAGCAAUUCACUUCAAGUGAUUUUCACCUGAAAUAUUUUUAUUACUUAUAAAUUAAUUGAAUGAAAAAAAAAUAUGCAAAAAUUUCGAUAUUUUAUAUUGAGUAGUUGAACCAUGCAAAUUCUAAAAUUAAAAAAGAGAAAAAGAUAUCCAUAGCAUUUUGUGUGCAUAUCUUCAUUUCCACUUUUGCAACAAAUCAAAGAGUUGUUGCAGCAAAACAAAAAAAAAGAAAGAAA
Messenger RNA from Phlebotomus papatasi, 4269 nucleotides. RefSeq names its product GAS2-like protein pickled eggs (gene pigs). NCBI's taxonomy places the organism in Eukaryota, Metazoa, Arthropoda, Insecta, Diptera, Psychodidae. Gene Ontology annotation, cellular component: actin filament; microtubule plus-end; cytoplasm. The record is from RefSeq and is a predicted model, not a curated record. The coding region runs from base 736 to 3297 and encodes 853 amino acids. The transcript has 10 exons. Gene Ontology annotation, biological process: microtubule bundle formation; actin crosslink formation; protein localization to microtubule plus-end. Gene Ontology annotation, molecular function: microtubule binding; cytoskeletal adaptor activity; actin filament binding.